AUGGGACCAUUCCCAUCCUCCUAUGGGAAUAAAUAUACCUUGCUGGCAGUUGAUUAUGUGUCAAAAUGGGUAGAGGCUAUUGCAUCUCCUACCAAUGAUGCGCGCGUGGUUACCAAGCUCUUCAAGAAAAAGAUUUUUCCGCGAUUUGGCACACCGAGAGUAUUGAUUAGUGAUGAAGGGCAACAUAUUUUGGAAAAGAGAUUCGAAGGUGUAUUAAAGAAAUAUGGGGUUUAUCAUAAGAUUGGUCUGGGCUAUCAUCCGCAAACUAGUGGCCAAGCUGAAAUCAACAACCGAGAGAUCAAGAGCAUUUUGGAGAAAACGGUUGCAAGGUUAAGAAAAGAUUGGGCGAAUAAGUUGGAUGACUCUCUUUGGGCCAACAGAACAACAUUCAAAACCCCUAUUGGAACCACACCAUACAAGUUAGUCCAUGGGAAGCUGUUCCAUUUACCAGUAGAGCUUGAACAUAUAGCAUUUUGGGUAAUCAAAGCCUUUAAUUAUGAUCUACUGCGUGCUGGUGAGAAGAGGUUGUUAGAUAUAAACAAACUUGAUGAAAUACGCUUGGAUGCGUAUGAGAAUUCAAGGCUAUACAAGGAAAAGAUCGAGCGAUGGCAUGACAAGGAUUUUAUCAGAAGGAGCUUUGAAGUUCGACAAUUGGUGUUACUAUUCAACUCCCGUUUGAAGUUAUUUCCAGGGAAACUGAAGUCACGUUGGACGGGUCCAUUCAAGAGCACGAGGGUAUUCUUCUAUGGUUCCAUCGAGUUGUUAAAUGCGAAAGGGGAAACAUUCAAGCAUGCUUGUACUAAGUUGAUGGAUGCAGGAUUUGACUGUUGGGUUGAGAAAUCUGCAAAGGGGUAUUUCAAAUAUAACAUUGCACUCCCUAAAAUCCUUCAAUCCUUCUACAUUCACUCAUCAACAACAGCAUUUCACUCUUCAAAUUCAUCAAUUACAUCCACAUUGGUCCAUUCUCAUCAACAUCCAUCCAAAUUAGGGUUUGUAGGAUUGAGAAAUUCAUCAACCAAGACAAGCUAUAGCAUCAAGGAGGCAAAGGAGGAGAGAAAGGACUCCAUCAACACAAAGAGUUGA
Amaranthus tricolor (Joseph's coat) is the source of this 1083-nucleotide messenger RNA. RefSeq lists its product as uncharacterized. Bases 1 to 1083 code for a protein of 360 amino acids. Gene Ontology annotation, biological process: DNA integration. The transcript is spliced from 4 exons. Gene Ontology annotation, molecular function: nucleic acid binding. The record is from RefSeq and is a predicted model, not a curated record. NCBI's taxonomy places the organism in Eukaryota, Viridiplantae, Streptophyta, Magnoliopsida, Caryophyllales, Amaranthaceae.